This is a messenger RNA of Anarrhichthys ocellatus (wolf-eel), 3453 nucleotides long. RefSeq names its product solute carrier family 4 member 1 adaptor protein (gene slc4a1ap). NCBI's taxonomy places the organism in Eukaryota, Metazoa, Chordata, Actinopteri, Perciformes, Anarhichadidae. The transcript has 13 exons. Gene Ontology annotation, molecular function: protein binding. The record is from RefSeq and is a predicted model, not a curated record. Bases 4 to 2559 code for a protein of 851 amino acids.
AACAUGGACGCCUCCCCGCUGUCAGACCUGUGUGUGAAUAAUUCGGAUGGAAAAAUGAACUCUGCAAUGGAAAAGGACGAGCGCUCGGCCACAGAGAACGAAGGCGAACACGAAACGAGAGCCGACCAAGAAACGAAGGACACUUUUAAAAAACCGGCCCCUUUCGCGGCGCCUUCCCUCGCCAGCAAACGCAGUAACGUCGCUGCUCCGUCCAAAUCAACAGCGGCCGAGGCAAAACGUGUGAAGGAAAGUAACAAAGCCGAGGCUGUAGACGCCAUUAGUGAGGGUUCUUCGGGUAUUGUAACUGAAAACAGAACCACGGAAACGGGCCAAGAAGAGGACGAGAACCGCGGUAACGUGAAAGACAAGACUGUGGCUCCUGUCAAAACCAAGCUCGAAGCUAAACCCAUAGUGCUUCCUGCUAAAGGGCCCCCAGUUGGUACGUUCCCCCCUAUCCCAUACACAGAGCCGUCCUGGGGCGGCAAUGCUCCGGAUGUCCCCUAUGCUCUGGAAAUCCUUAAAAACGGCACCAUAGUGGACACGGUACCCCUCACGCUGAAAAGCUACUUCGUAGUUGGACGUUUACCGGUGUGUGACGUCUCUCUGGAGCAUCCCUCCAUCUCCAGGUACCAUGCCAUAGUUCAGUACCGCCGACAGGCCGGAGAGGGAGAGUCCGUCGGGGAGGAGAGAGGGUUUUACCUCCACGACCUGGGCAGCACGCACGGUACUGUGGUGAACAAGAACAAGGUUCCCCCAAAGACCUACAUCCGGCUCCGCGUGGGACAUGUCUUAAAGUUCGGUGGGAGCACGAGGCUUUUUAUCCUGCAGGGUCCAGAGUUUGAUGAAGAAGAGGAGUCUGAGCUAACAGUGACGGAGCUGAGGGAGAAAACCCGAAAACAGAAGACAGAGCUGGAGAAGAGGAUGAUGGGAGACGGUUCUGAUGAUGAUGACGACGGCGAUGAUGGUGGGGAGAAGGAGGGAGACAGGCAAGGCGAGAGCAGCAAGGGCCAGAGCAAACUGUCAACCGAAGACUCCGGCUGCUCGUGGGGAAUGGACCAGGAGGCCAUUCCGGAGGAGGACGAGAACGAGGAAAACCCUUUUUCAACAGAGUUCCAGGAGGACCAGGAAGCCGCCUACCUGAAAGACCCAAAGAAGGCUUUGCAGGGCUUCUACGACAGGGAAGGGGAGGAGCUUGAGUUUGAGUACGAAGACCAAAGCCACGGCACCUGGCUGUGCAGGAUAAAGCUUCCGGUGGACGAUGCCGUGGGCCGGCAGCUGGUCGCCGAGGCAACCCACACAGGGAAGAAGAAAGAUGCAGCCAUCCAGUGCUGCCUGGAGGCAUGUCGAAUGCUGGAAGCCAGAGGGCUCCUCCGCCAGGAAGCAGUGUCCCGUAAGCGCAAGAAGAAGAACUGGGAAGACGAGGACUAUUACGACAGCGAUGACGACACCUUCCUGGAUCGAACCGGCACCGUGGAGAAGAAGAGGCAGGAGAGAAUGAAGAAGGCGGGAAAGGUCGAUGAGCGGCCCGAGACCUAUGAGUCGCUGGUGGCCAAACUAUCAAAGGUGGAGACGGAGCUGGCAGAGGCUCAGAAGAAACUCAGCGGCGGUAGGGGAGACUCCUCCGGCUCCUCGGCCGAUGACCCGCUAGAUGUCUUCAUGACCGCAGUGCAAAGCGAGGCGGCGAUGGACGCCGUGGAGCGCAGGAAGCUUCACGUGCACGUGGCCAACCUGCGCAAGGACGCGCAGAGGCUGCGCAAGCUGGUGGAGCUCACGCGGCCCGCCCGGAUGCCUUCGCUGCUGCCGAGUGGUAGCUCAGAGGCAGAGAAGCCCAAAAAGACCUUACCGCUGUUUGGAGCCAUGAAGGGGGGAAGCAAAUUCAAACUGAAGACUGGUACCAUCGGGAAGUUGCCUCUGAAGCGGCCCAACUUGCCCGCAGAGCUCUUCAACAUGAAAGAACUUCCACCCAGUGGAGAAGAGGAGGAGGAGGAGGAGGAGGCAGCAGCAGAGGAAGAUGAGGAUGACGAUAAAGAGUGUGCAACUAUUCCUGAGACGGACUCUGAGGAGUCCGGUGCAUCGAUGUCUCUAGAGAGCACUCGGUCAGGGCAGCAGAGACGGCAACCAGCACGGUCACAAGAGCUAAAAGAGCAAAGCCACAAACGGAGGGCAGGCGAGGAGUCUGCUGAAGCAGCGGAGCAAGACGUGGCCUCGUCGAGUCCAGAGUCCAAAGCAGGAGGAGACGGAGGGUCAGCAGCACAGCCCAGCCCCAGAAAGAAUGUGAAGAAGAAAGUGAUAGGCCCCAGCAGGGUAGGCUCUCUCUCUCUCUCUCUCUCUCUCACUCUCACUCUCACUCUCUCACACACACACACACACACACACACACACCUUUCGUGCAGAAAAGCGUGCCGUCAAUUGAAUUCUCCUCAUGAUUGGUCUCCACAGCCACCACGGCAGCCCUCGGGAGAGUAUCCAGAGGACGACCCUGACUAUUGCAUCUGGGUGCCUCCUACAGAUCAGACUGGAGAUGGACGCACACACCUGAACGACAAGUACGGCUACUGAGAGAAAACAGAGAGAGCGAGAGAGGUCGUGUCUCCACUCCACCAGCUUUUAUACCGUGGAUAACACCUGCAUCACAACGCCUCCUUAGCUCUGACCAUGAAGCCUCUCUGCCCAUCCCAGUCCCUAUGUGUGGUUCAGCUUUGAAAAAAGCCUGCAACACAGACCACAUAUAAUAGCGCUGCACCUUUCAUUAUCGUUUCUUUCGGGGGUGUACUUCCCUUCUCAGACUGCGAUAAACAAAAAGAACAGCGUUCUAAUUCACAUUAAACUGGCAAGCUCGGGGAGCAGACACUGGGCAGUCAGCCCACUGGCACUUUCCAACCAUGACAACAGCAAUAGAGAUGGGCUGCACUUAAAUUAUUUGUCCUAAAAAUACAUCUUUUUUUUUUUUUUUUUUUAUAAAUUCUAUAUCAUCCAAGCGAAAAUGGGAAAGGGACAGAGCAGGAGAGGUAACUGAUCUGAAUUCAGCUUUCUGCUCUCUGGCUGCUCCUCCUGCAGUUACAUCCGUAUCCCUCCCCUUGUUAGAGAGAGAGAGAGAGAGAGAGAGAGAGAGAGAGAGAGAGAGAGAGAGAGAGAGAGAGAGAGAGAGAGAGAGACUUUUCUGACCAUCUGGACGGCUUACUGGAUGAAACGCAAGCUGAUAAUGACUCAAGCUAAGUGGAGUGUGUGUCUACACACACACACACGUAGCCCAACCUUCUCAAAGUUCUCUUUUUAACAAGAUUGUCUUCAUCAGUGAGUCAGCUAUUGGGGCGUUUGCCUAGAGCAGGAUUCCCACUCAGUGCCGCUUCUGUUUGGUUUACCACCACACUCUCCACCCUCUCUCCUGUCGGGAUGGUGAAGAAACUGUAUUUUGUUAUACAAGUGUAAAAUAAAGAAAUUGUCUGCACAAAA